UGCUUCCUGCGCAUGCACGCUUGGACUUGGAGUGUGUGCAUAUGAUGAAUACCUCUGUGCGCGCAGCUGCGUAUGCAUACACAGAGCAUGAAACUGCAUGCAUACCUGGUCUCGAGGCCUCAGGUGCGGCUACAGCAGCGGGUAAGCGACCAGCUGCACAAGUUCCGCUUCAAUGAGCUCUUCAACUCCCUCCCGCCGGACGGCAGAGCCCGCGCCCGCCUUUUGAGCUGUCGAGGACCUCUCUCAUCUGGUUGGUUAUCCGGAAUCCCUUCCAGCGACCACAAGUCCCUGAACAACUUCCAGUGCCGCCUUCCCGUCGCCGAGUGCCUCGGCAUCGCCUUCCCGCACGCGACCGUCACGCAGCGAUGCAUCUGCGGUGACGAGGUCGAUAACCACUACUUUGUCUGCCACACAGCCCGCGUGUGCAUUACGAGACACAACAACAUACGCAACUUGUUUGUUCGCAUCCUGGCUGAGGCUGAUGUUCCCUCCAACGUGGAGAUGCCCCUGCAGAGCCUCGGCAUCACCCCUCCGGACGACAAUCCCAACAGCCAGCGCGUGGACAUCUAUGGCGUGAUCGACGGCCACGAUUACAUGCUCGACGUGACCAUCACCCAUCCCUGCUGA
This is a messenger RNA of Vitrella brassicaformis, 627 nucleotides long. The record is from the annotation of a GenBank genome assembly. Lineage: Eukaryota; Vitrellaceae.